This is a messenger RNA of Vigna unguiculata (cowpea), 1959 nucleotides long. Its product is annotated as UDP-Glycosyltransferase superfamily protein. Gene Ontology annotation, molecular function: UDP-glucosyltransferase activity. The record is from RefSeq and is a predicted model, not a curated record. Lineage: Eukaryota; Viridiplantae; Streptophyta; Magnoliopsida; Fabales; Fabaceae.
GUUGUUCAAACACGUAACCACUUCGAUCGUCAAAACAGUUAGUUGGCUUUCUUUUGACAGAAAUUGACGCAAAAAGUGUGGAAGAAAGAAAGAAAGAAGCUCCAAAGAAAGAAAAUGGCAGAAGAAAAAGAAGAGGUUUUGCUGUUCCCGUUCAUGGCCCAAGGACACAUCAUCCCUUUCCUUGCAUUGGCCCUGCACUUAGAGAAAACACAGAAGUAUCACAUCACCAUUGUUAACACCUCACUCAACAUACGCAAGCUAAGAUCGUCUCUUCCACCAAACUCUUCCAUCACUCUUUCAGAAAUCCCUUUCACUCCCUCCCAACACGGUCUCCCUCCCAACACAGAGAACACCGACGCCAUACCCUACAACCUCGUCAUUCGACUCAUCCAAGCCUCCACCACUCUCAAACCCGCCUUCACAAACCUCCUACGCAGCAUCCUCGUACAAAACAAAAACCGCAAGCUCCUCGUCAUCGCCGACAUCUUCUUCGGGUGGACCGCCGCCGUUGCCAAAGAACUUGGUGCCUUCCACGUCAUCUUCAGCGGCUGUGGCGGCUACGGCCUCGCCUGUUACUACUCCCUCUGGCUUAACCUCCCCCACCGCCGCGUCGACCCAGCGCAAGAAUAUUUCACCUUGCCGGAUUUUCCCGAAGCGCGUGACAUCCACCGCACGCAGUUACCGAAUAACAUCGCAGAAGCUGAUGGCUCUGACGCGUGGUCGUUGUUCCAACAGAAGAAUCUCUCCGGGUGGGUCGACUCGGACGGGGUUUUAUUCAACACGGUGCGCGAGUUCGACUCGGUUGGACUGGGGUACUUCAAAAGAAAACUGAACCGGCCAGUAUGGGCAAUCGGACCAAUUCUUUUCGCGGGGUCCGGUUCGCGCGGGAAAGGUGGCGGAAUCAACCCGAAGCUCUGCACGGAAUGGCUCGACGCGAAACCCUUCAAAUCGGUUAUUUUUGUUUGCUUCGGCUCCAUGAACACGAUAUCCGCUUCGCAGAUGAUGGAGUUAGGUAAAGCCUUGGAACGGUGUGGGAAGAGUUUCAUCUGGGUUGUGAGACCGCCGAUCGGGUUCGACAUAAAUUCGGAGUUCAGAGAAGAUGAAUGGUUACCCGAGGGUUUUGUGGAGAGGGUUCGGGAAUCGGGGAAGGGUUUGGUGGUUCGCGAUUGGGCGCCCCAGUUGGAGAUUCUGUCGCAUUCUGCGGUUUCGGUGUUUCUGAGCCACUGCGGGUGGAACUCGGUGCUGGAAUCGCUGAGUCAGGGGGUGCCUAUUCUGGGGUGGCCGAUGGCGGCGGAGCAGUUUUUUAACUGCAAGUUGUUGGAGGAAGAGGUUGGGGUUUGCGUGGAAGUUGCGAGAGGGAAGAGUUGUGAAGUAAAGUGUGAGGAUAUUGCGGAGAAGAUUGGUUUGGUGAUGGAGGAGACAGAGAAAGGGGUUGCGAUGAGGAAGAAAGCUGGUUAUGUGAGGGAUAUGAUUAGGGAUGCUGUGAAAGAUGAAGAUGGAUUUAAGGGUUCUUCUGUUAAGGCCAUGGAUGAGUUCUUAUCUGCUGCUCUGUCCUAAAAAACAACAUUCUGAAACAGUAAUUCAUGUGCUUUCAUGUCAACCAGUGUUGUCUAUGAGUUAAACAAGGUAAAGAGUUAUAAACUCAUUGGCUUGGUCAACAAAAUCGCGAUUUUGUUUGUAUCUGGGCUCUGAGAUUAUCCUCUGACAUGUUUUGCGGUUGUUGUACUAAGUUCUGUUUGUGAUUCCUGAGACUCUAAAUAAGGUUGAUAUUCCUGGGAGGUGUAGGUUAGGUUCCAAGAUAUUGGGGUGAAUUGUGGCAAGUUUUUAAUUCAGAAAAAAAAGAAAAAAGGUUCUGUUCUUUUAGAUGCAUACAUAACUGGAUGUGCCGACAUUUUGGAUCCAGGGGAAGGGUAAAAUUAAAAACGCAGAGGUGAAGGAAUAUAAUUAUAUGUUUGCAUA